Heterotrigona itama is the source of this 6842-nucleotide messenger RNA. Lineage: Eukaryota; Metazoa; Arthropoda; Insecta; Hymenoptera; Apidae. The record is from the annotation of a GenBank genome assembly.
AUGUUGAUAUAUUCUACUGAUAGAUCUUGUGUUGUUAUAAAUUUUACUGCCUGUAAGUAUGUGGAAAUUGAUGAAAUAACGGAGAAAUUGUUUCCUGCUUGUUAAUUCGUUAUUGAGUGAGAUUGCAUACGGGUUAUCGGUAGCUUUCAUCGUCUGAUAAUGCGUUGAUUUAUUCUACUAAUAAAUUUCGUGGUUACUCUACUGCCUGUAAGUACGUACGUGAAAAUUGUUGGAAAAAUCUAUGGUGUUACAAUAGAGCAAUUGCUUCUUAUUUUAAUUAAUCACAUUGAAACUGUCGUUAUUAGAAACGAGAUUUUCAAGAAAAUAAUUUCAAAAAAUCAUCUGACGAAAUAUUACAUGUACUAUAAACUUUUGAGCGAUUUAAUACCUUGAAUUGAAAUUAUGACAAUAUAUGAAUGUAACUGUAUGAUUGUGAAAUGUACAUAUUGUGGAAUAUGUACGGUAGAUAAUCUAUAGUUUAUUAUUGGUGUUGACGACAGAUGAUGAUGGCUGCGAUUACAAUCAGCAUACCACGGUUAACUUAAUCUAUAUAUUUAUCUAAUUUCUCUAGCUUUGGUGACUAAAUUCAUAUUUCCAAAAAGAAUUGAUUAUGAAACUCAAUUUUAUUGUAACACUUGAUUACGAUAAAGAAAAAUUAUAUUAUUUAAUUUAAAAACAAGUAACUUUCCAAAUGUUUCCUUUUUUUAAACGUUAAUACGUUAAAACGCUCUAAAUGUUAAAUGUUAAUUUUCUCAUGAAAUCGUUUAUUUCCCAUAAUGAGAUUUUUAUUUCUUAAUUUUCUGACCAUUUACUCGGUUAUUCUACCGAACGAAUCUCCUACAGAGAAACGGAUUUUAUUUCGAGUACUUUUAUAUUUUUUGAAACAAAAGGAUCGGUAAUUUGUGAAUACAAUUUUUAGUCCAAUUAAUUCAUUAUUAAGUACCACGUUUUACAGUUGCAAUUUAUCCACGCGGAAAAAUUCAUACUUUAAAGCAAGGUAUUUCUUUAUAAAAAUAUGGUAACAUUCCUGCUUACAUAUUUCCUUUGUUUUUACUAACGAUUUACCUUAUUAAUAUUCGCUAUUAUUCGUUCAAUUCAUUGUUAAAUAAUACUACAUGCAUCUACCGGUUCGCGUAUUUCUGCUUGCCGAAUAAUUCCACGAGUUUAAUCAUUUACAUCGAACCUGCCAAUAAAUAUUAAACAAUACUUCGCAUUAAAAAAGAAUGAUAUCGAUGCGACAUGUUUGUUUCAUCAUUAAUCUAAAUGUUGAACGAAUGAAGAAUUCAUUUUCUUAAUUAGAAGAAUCCCUUCUGGUUAAUUCGUCUAUGCUCAGAGAAAAAAUUCUUUCUCUGCUCGCUGACGAUGAAAAGCUGUCGAGCUUUAAAUUUAAAGCGUUGAAAUAAAAAAGAUGCUUGUAACUCGGAAAAUAUAUUUUAAUUCAUGUCGUUUAGUUUUUCACUAAUGUGAAACAAACGUGUAUUAAUAUUAUUUUCUUUCUUUAAUAUAUAUAGAAUAUUAUCUAAUAUAUGAGAGUAUAUAUGAUAAAUCUCUAGAAUUAUGUAACAACCGUAAAAGAAAAAGAAAACACAUAUCGUCCUUCUUUUUAUUCGCUUUCGAGUUUCAAGUAACUACGAACGUUCUUCCCUUUGCCAGAGACACGGCGAUAAAACACAGUUUUCCCCGUGCUUCGUCGAAAGAUUGUUCCCUCCUGCAAGCUCGUACGAUCGUGAAAGGGCGAAUUAAGAAACGCACAAAUGGACGGAAUCAGCGCUCGUUUAAGAAGAUCGCAGUUCUCAUAAUUUAUUCCCCAUAAACUGAAACGCUUCGGCAAAGUACGUCCGUUUAACUGGCAGUACGAUUAAUUCAUAUUAACGUCAUUAUAAGGGAGAAUGUGUACGGCUCCGAGAGACGAGCCAGAAAAGACGGGCCGUUCCGCUGCAUUCACUGAUCUUCUCCCCUCGUUUUCUUUCUCCCCGUUCCUUCAAUUAGUCGUUUAAAAAGGUCUCGACAAAGGACGAAACCGUGCGCAAGAAGGGGAUCAGCGACGUUAUCUGCUAUUAAGCCGUUAUUUAUGCAAAAUUCUUCUAUGUCUGUUCGUUCUCGCAACGUUCGUUCUAUUCUGUCUGAUCGUGCAUCGGUAUGUUUUACUUACAAAUUAUUUUCCGUGUGCGGUACGGUUCCGAAGUUUCAAAGUUUUAAUAAACGUUAGAAAUGUUUUAGAACUACGUUACUGUUCGUUGCCUCACGUCUGGCCAUGCAUCGAUAUAUUCUACUUGCGAGCAAUUUUCUAUAUGUAUUUAGUUUGAAAAAUUUAAAUUGAUUUUAAUAAAUUUCCACCUGCGUGUGUUCUAUACAGGUCUGGCCAUAUACUGACACACUCUACUGACUUUUUUAUUUUAUGAAUAAAUUUAAUAUUACGAUAUUGAAUUUACCACUUAUAGGAAUUCGACUGCGAAUUUCUAAAGAUUCUCGUAAUCUGCAAACGAUCGAUUUCAAUUAUUUUCAUUAUUGCUAUCAACUACUUUACGUAAUGAAAUCAGAUUUAAACAUUCGUUUUAAGAAAGAGAAAUAUUCUUGAAUGAAUUUUUAAUCUUGCGCAGCUACCAGGUAAAUUCACCCAAGUUUCUUCCCGUUAUUUCAGCUCAUAAUUGAUCGUACAGAAAAUGCGUUUAGCAUAAUUUUUCUGAGUAUACGUCGUAUAGCUGAGUAAAAGAUAAAAGAUAAAAAUUUAAAAAAAUCUCAUAUCCUUGGAUCGUUUGAAAACGAUCAUUUCAUAAUUAAAUUUAUCUCCGCUAGAAGCAGAAGCUCCUAUUAGUAAUUUCAAACUCGUCAAAAAUAUAUUUAAUUGGAAACAGAUCAUCAAGUUUUAAUCAAGUGUUUUGAAAUCUGUAUUUUAAAACAGCACGUAAUCAAGUAAUAAAAUAACGUUCGUUCGUCCAGUCUGAAAGAUACGGUUUCAUUUUGACAAGUGUACGUGUACUUGAUUUCACGUUUUAUCGACGAAAAUUUGCGCGCGUCACAAGCAAACGGACCCACCUCUCUUCGAGAGAUCAAAUACUACGAUGAUAAAUAGCAAGUUUAUCUGAAUUGAAAUUUAUUAAAAUGUCUCUUAGUGAUGGGUAGCUAUUUAUUAAUGUAAUCGAAAUUGUACUUCGAUAGACGAUUUUAAUCCCAAAAAAUUUGGUCUUCUUUCUUUUAGCCCCACGUAUAUUAAUUUAAAAUAUAAAGUCAUUUAAAUACUUGAUACACACUGUGUUGCAUUUAAAAAUUUGCAAAACUAAUAGUCCGAAUUUACGUUUCAACGAUAUUAAAAUUAAUUCGCUUGUAACAUAAAAUAAAAAAAAAAAAAAGAGGAAUUGCUGGAGAAAUUUGAUUGCAGCGUAAAAAUUGUAUAUUUAUAUAAAACGAAUAAAUGUUAGGAAAUCCGAUACAAUUCACGUUUUAUUAGUUCGAUUAAUAACCAUUCAUAUUAAUUUACACUUUAAAUAAUGAAUCACGCGGGAUUUCAAUUUAACCGUUGAAAGUACGAGGAGAAGAUAACGUUACAUUUUUAUUCCACGCUAACUUGAUAUAAAAAAAAAAAAAUACAGACAAAGUAAACAUCGGUGUUUGAAAAUGACCAAAAUAUAAUGCAGUAUCGCAAAUUAUAUACCAACAGGACAGUAAUUGAAAUACCGACAAGACAAACAGUUAAAAUAUUGACUUUGCAUAACGAGAAAAUUUUUUUCAACAAAAAUUAUUAUUGCGUCGAACGUAUCCAAAUAGAAAUACAAACUACGAGAGAAUUAUUCUUUGUUAUUUCAGCAGCAGAUACGAGCACGAAUCAGGCUCGCACGAACGCGACGAUUUUUACCCAAGCUGACAGCGCGUCGCAGAUUUCCGGUAAAACGAGCUUCGCGGUGCCAGCACCGCCUCCACUUGCCUCCGCGGAGAAAGUCCGCAGACUUUCGGAUGGCGAACACUUCCGGCAGCCGAAUGUCACCGUUUCCGGGCACGCGACCGUGCAGAAGCAGCUGCAAGAAGCACAGACACAGGCUCAGGCGCAGGCGCUUGCCGACAUGAUCCUGAAGGGUACCACCAAAAUGGCUGUGAAGAGAACGACUUCCGAUCCCGGGCAACGAUUGCAUCUGACGUAUCAGACGUCGGUUCAAUCGACGACCAAUCAACAGCAGCAACAACAGCAGCAGCAGCAACAACAACAACAAGCACAGCAGCAGCAGCAACAACAACAACAACAGCAACAAAAUAAUCAACCUCAAGCUCAGCCUGCAGUUACAGACAGUUUCUCAAUGACGGGUUACUCUGAGGACGGUGGUUAUUUUAGCCCGAGUCUUCAAGAUGAGGUGUUCCAACAGGUCACCGCAGUUCCUGACAGCGUUCUGCUUCACGCUACUCAAUUAGAUUCUCUUCAAACAGCGAGUCUACUGCAAGAACAGCCAGCCGAGCAAUUGCAGGACAUCACCCUGGAGGAUCGAUAUCCAUCUCAGCACACGGUGAACCCAGACCUGCAAGCACUGGUCAAUUCCCCGUUACCGGACUCGCUAGCCGAGUUCAGUACCUACGGUGCCCAAUACACAGAGAGCCCGCACACCUUGCCAACUCAGUCUCCGUUGUCAUCGCCUCUGACGAGACACGACAGUCCAAGCUUCACAUAUCCAACGCCGCCAGCUAGCCAAGAGGGUCUCCUAACCGGAAGCUUUCCCCUGUUGAGUCCUCAGGAGGAUCCAGAAAGCGUGAGACAGGUCUCGUCGCCUCUGUCAGCGGCUUUCUACGCGACCCCGAUGUCCUCCGCGGCAGCGGUGGAGGAAGCUCUGAGCGAAGUAUUGCCAGGCGAAUCCGAGGCAGACGCCGACCUAUACGGAUCCGGUUCGCCGAAUCCGCACUCGCCACUGCCAAGCCCCUUGUCGGCGACUCCAGCACCAUCGCCGCUGUCCUCGUUGCCACCGUCGUCAGUCUCGUCACCGGGACCAGUGUCGUUCACCGGCACCAGCUUCCCCGUGUCACCGCAUCACGCGCUCCAAAAUCAAAUGAUGCCAAAUUCGGAGGAUCCACUGCUCUCGUCCACACCCAAGGACUUCACGACAGCCAGUCGCAGACGGUUCGAAUUCCAAUCGUACAAGUUCAUCACCAGCCAGAACUUGGUCGACUUCGGACUGGGCAACGGUAGCCUGGCUGGCAUCGUCGUGGACAACAACGGUGAGUUCAAGCUCAUCCAGACAGCCGGACUGCAAAAGACGAACGUGCUGGUGCAGACGGGCUCUCUGAGCCCGGCACUGACCUUCAAGAAGGAGAUGCGGCUGGCCACACCGAAAGUGGAGCCUGUCACCGUAAACCUCGGCCUAAACGUGCAGACGAAUCAUCAGUACAACGCUGGCCAGUUCAAUCAGCAGCAAAUGGUCAACCCGACCAAGUUUCUCAUACAGACGAACGUGGCCAAGAGCAACAACAUGAGACAGAAAACGAUCAGUGGAAGCUUGCCCAUCCCGGUGGAACAGAUCAAGGAGGAGCUUCUCGACGAGGAUGUUUUCCUCAAUCCUAGCAACGUGCCGACUGGCAGCCCUGUCAGACAGUGCAGAAAAAGGCCUCGCAUGGACGGUGGAUUGUACGCGAACGCGUCGCACUCGUACCCGUCGAGAUUGAGGAAGGCCUGUGACCGACAUUGGGACAGUAGCUACACACCUCCGCCGAUUUUGGACCCUUCCAGACCUGGGCCAGGGCUGUACGCCAGGCUACAUCAGUACGAGAGGGACUCUGACUUUAGCUCGGACGAUUCGCAAGGGAACGACGGACCUCCGCCUAGAAUCAACAUCGGGACGAGGUACCAGGCAACGAUACCGCCGAUCGGCAGCGACGGAGAUAGAGGAAAAGGCGAACCUAAGGCUGAUCACCUGCUCUGGGAUCCUGGUAUAAAUAACUUGCUGACGGAUAACGAACUGGAAAUGUACCUACAAUUUGCAUGCUGCGCCGCGGUACCAGGUGGAGGAAGGAACAAAGAAUACGCGCUUCAUCUGCUGCACAUGUGCAAAGGAAACAUUCAUGAAGCAAUGCUGAAACUGAUGAGACCAACGCCUCCGUUGCCAGCGGAACAUCCGCUGCUGAGUUACGAGUGCCACGAAUCUGACCGGUGGACGUCGCAGGAAAUGGACGCAUUCUAUCAAGGCCUGUUGAAAUACAACAAGGACUUCUCAGCGAUCUCGCGAGACGUCGGUGGCAAGUCCGCGAAACAGUGCGUGCAAUUCUAUUACCUGUGGAAGAGGCUCUGCCCGGACGAGUACAGGCGGCUGCGUGUUCGUCACGGUAAACCAAAGAUUAAGACAGAGAGCAAGGAUUCCAAGGACACUAAGGAGCUACGCGACGCCAUCGCGUCGGUCACUGAGAUGGACUUCAGCGAGGACAAAUCGAUUCUUCAUCGCACUCUGAGCUUUAGCGGAAGUGUAACAGUAACGAUGGCCGGAAGCACCCAAACCGCCCAAACCGGCAAUACCGGCCACGCCACAGUCAACACCAACUCACAAACUCACACUAGUUCUGAGCAACAACUAUCCGUGCCCACCCCACUUCACUACCCCUGCAAGAUUUGCGGGAAAGUUUUCAACAAAGUGAAAAGCAGAAGCGCGCACAUGAAAUCCCACAGGCCGGUACCCUCGCCCGAUUCAACGGGGCAGGAAUCUAAGAGGCCCGUCCAACAACAAUCGAAGCAGCAGCAACAACAGCAGUCAAACAGCGUUUCAUCGCAGGUCCAAGACUUCAACCAGCAGCAAUUGCCUCCGAGCAAUAGCGACACUGGCGCUCAGAAUGCAGCGCAUUUAUGGCACAACCCGACGCGGCUCAGGCCACCAUAG